AUGCUGGCGGUGGGUUUCAGCCCCAGGGAGCUGGAAGAGCUGAGGGCGCUGUUGGUAGAACUGGAUGCCCACAUGGUUGAGCUCAUCGUGGCCACCGACCGAAUGCUGGACAUGCCCCUGUCCCAAGCGCUCAAGACAAGGGAGGGCCCUUCAGAGAGGAAAAGACCGGGGCGCCCCAUCGUCUACGAGGACGGAUCCGGCAGCCCACGCACUUUGGUCCUGCUCGGCAUGCACGCCAGCGAGGUCAUGGAGAUCACCGGCGCGUACAGCGCCGCCCAGCCGGCGCUGCCCCCCGCGGUGUUUGCCGCCGCGGUGCCGCGGAACGCGCACCGAAAGCUCAGGUCUCUGCUGACGGAGUGGGCGCGGGACUACGUGGGCGCGCUGGAGAGGCGGCAGCGCCCCUGA
Molecule: messenger RNA, 405 nt
Organism: Auxenochlorella protothecoides
Lineage: Eukaryota; Viridiplantae; Chlorophyta; Trebouxiophyceae; Chlorellales; Chlorellaceae
Exons: 2
Coding region: 1-405 (134 amino acids)
Source: RefSeq, a predicted model, not a curated record